AUGGUUCAUCUCACCAAGACCCUUGCGGUGGGUCUUUUGGCAGGCGUUGCGAGCAUCGCAAACGCCUUCAACUAUGAUCAGCCGUACCGUGGCCAAUACCAUUUCUCACCCCAGGAUCAUUGGAUGAAUGACCCCAAUGGUCUUUUGUAUCACGAUGGGAUCUACCAUUUGUUCUUCCAGUACAACCCCGGCGGUAUCCAAUGGGGGAACAUGUCCUGGGGCCAUGCCACCAGCAAAGAUCUGACCCACUGGGAGCAAAAGCCCAUCGCCCUCCUUGCCCGGGGAUUUGGAGGCAAUGUUACCGAGAUGUACUUCAGCGGCAGUGCGGUCGUUGAUUUGAAUAACACCAGUGGCUUUGGCAAGGGCGGCAAGGCCCCUAUGAUCGCCAUGUACACUUCCUACUAUCCCGUUGCGCAGACUCUACCUAGUGGAAAGACCAUUCAGGAGAAUCAGCAAGCCCAGUCCAUCGCUUACAGUCUUGACGAUGGUAUGACCUGGACCACGUACGAUGCCUCCAAUCCGGUCAUUUACAACCCUCCAGCCCCAUAUGAAGACCAGUACAAGGACUUCCGUGACCCCUUCGUUUUCUGGCACGAGGAGUCCCAAAAGUGGGUUGUCAUCACUUCUCUGGCCGCAUUGCACAAGCUUGCCAUUUACACUUCCGACAACCUUAAGGACUGGAAGUUGACGAGUGAGUUUGGUCCUUUCAACGCCCAAGGCGGCGUUUGGGAGUGCCCCGGUCUUUUCAAGUUGCCCCUUGAUGGAGGGAAGUCCACGAAGUGGGUCAUUACGCUCGGACUAAACCCCGGUGGUCCCCCGGGCACGGUGGGCUCCGGGACCCAGUACUUUGUGGGUGACUUUGACGGCACUACUUUCACUCCCGACGCCAAUACUGUGUACCCCGGAAAUGGGACCGCCAAUUGGAUGGAUUGGGGCCCAGACUUCUAUGCCUCGGCUGGCUACAAUGGCCUCUCUGUUGAUGACUAUGUUCAAAUCGGGUGGAUGAACAACUGGCAGUAUGGAACAAACAUUCCCACCAGCCCCUGGCGAAGCGCCAUGUCCAUUCCUCGCCACCUGACUCUCAAGACCAUCGGGGCCAAGCCGACUCUCGUUCAGCAGCCCAAGGAAGCCUGGUCUUCUAUCGUGAGCAAGCAACCAGUCUACUCGCACACCUACAAAUCUGUUCCGCAAGGCACCGUUAAGGUAGGCACAACCAAAGAGACCAUCAAGAUCGACUUGAGCUUCGCUGCUGCGUCGACCGCUUCGGAGUUUGCCAUCGCUGUUCGGGCCUCCGCCGACUCCACCGAGCAGACUCUUAUCGGUUACGACUUCGUCAACAAGCAGGUCUUUAUUGAUCGCACCAAGUCUGGAGAUGUGUCUUUCGACAAGACCUUCGCCAGCAUCUACCGCGGACCCCUCGAACCGGAUGUCAAAGGCAAGGUGAACCUGAGCAUCUUUGUCGAUCGGUCCAGCGUGGAAGUCUUCGGCGGCCAGGGCGAGACUACCCUGACGGCUCAAAUUUUCCCUAGCAGCGAUGCGAUUCACACCCAGCUGGUGUCGACUGGGGGGGCCACUAAGAGCGUCAAUUUGAAAAUCUAUUCUGUCGCCUCGACUUGGACCUAA
Messenger RNA from Penicillium canescens, 1623 nucleotides. RefSeq names its product glycoside hydrolase family 32 protein. The record is from RefSeq and is a predicted model, not a curated record. Gene Ontology annotation, molecular function: sucrose alpha-glucosidase activity. The coding region runs from base 1 to 1623 and encodes 540 amino acids. Gene Ontology annotation, biological process: sucrose catabolic process. NCBI's taxonomy places the organism in Eukaryota, Fungi, Ascomycota, Eurotiomycetes, Eurotiales, Aspergillaceae. The transcript is spliced from 2 exons.